AUGGUGCAAGUUCGUUUUAUUGGCCUGCUGUUAGUCUGCUCGAUGCUGGCGUAUUUCCUGCCUGGAUUACAAGCAGCCCCAAGUCCACGUCCUCAGGAGGAGCCCAGCGCCGAUCUGGAAGCAGGAGUAGCCGAUGAAAAGGAUCUUGAAGGAGCAGCUUCCUUUGGCUACGGAUAUUACAGUUCACCUUAUUUGGGCUAUUACGGUGGUGGUUAUUGGCCACAUUACAGCGGCGGCUACUAUGGAUUGGGCUAUCCCUAUUAUGGCGGCUACUAUGGACUCCACCAUCAUCAUGGACACUACGGACAUUACUACUAG
Messenger RNA from Drosophila willistoni, 318 nucleotides. RefSeq names its product pupal cuticle protein Edg-91. The coding region runs from base 1 to 318 and encodes 105 amino acids. The transcript is spliced from 2 exons. NCBI's taxonomy places the organism in Eukaryota, Metazoa, Arthropoda, Insecta, Diptera, Drosophilidae. The record is from RefSeq and is a predicted model, not a curated record.